Molecule: messenger RNA, 987 nt
Organism: Rana temporaria (common frog)
Lineage: Eukaryota; Metazoa; Chordata; Amphibia; Anura; Ranidae
Product: lipopolysaccharide-induced tumor necrosis factor-alpha factor homolog
Exons: 5
Coding region: 200-589 (129 amino acids)
Molecular function (GO): zinc ion binding
Source: RefSeq, a predicted model, not a curated record
UGUGAGGAAUAACCAGCCUGGGGACUCUAUCGUCAGCAUAGUAUCCAGUCUCUUUCCAUCCACUUAUCUCAUAGAGGAUACGAUGAUCGGUUGAUGUACUACUCUGCCUUGGAUCGUAUAUGACACCAGUCAUUAUAAGCCUCCCUUGACUUUCAGUGGCAUAUGUCAUCUUAAGUCAACACGCUCCGGUAGAUAAACCAUGUAUCAGCCAGAAAUGGAUAAAGGAUAUCCAGCAUCAGCACCAUCUUACCCACAGCCAGGUGUAGGAGCUGCUUAUCCACUCCCUCCACCCUAUGGAGUACCUCAACCAACAGUUGUUAUGACUCCUGUCACAUCGACAACAGUGAUCAUGACGACCUCAUUCCACGAGUCACCUUCUGCUUGCAUGUGUCCAGUCUGUCGCCAGAACGUAGUGUCAAGAGUGGAGUAUAACACAGGCCCCCUCACCUGGCUUAUCUUUUGCAUUCUGAUCUUUUUUGGCUGCUGGCUGGGAUGCUGCCUCAUUCCCUUUUGUGUGGACAGCUGUAAGGAUGUUGACCACUUUUGUCCAAACUGCAAUCAUCAUUUGGGAAAGUAUAAAAGGCUAUGAGGAAUGCCUGAAGAAGCCAGUUCAUAUUUUUGAAAAAUACUAUUGUCUGUGUCUUACUACUUAUUUUCAAAAAUACAAGGAUUUUAAGCAAUCAUAUUUAACCAUAAAAGUCUCUGCUUCUAUACUUUUUAGGUUUACUGGUCAUGUGUUUAAUGGAUUUUAUACUGUGAAUGUGAUUUUAAAGUGAUUCAAACUAGGGUGAAAAAUAUUUCUAAUUAACAUUUAGUUUUAUAAAGAAAACCUUAAAAUUACUUUGUGUGGAGCAUGUUUGCUUUAAAUAUUUGUUUGUAAAUUGUGAGAUUUAUUUAUUUAAAAAAAGAAAAAACACAAUCUAAGGGGACUAUUUCUACAAGUUUGAAACAAAGUGUGCAAAUUCUGGAUAAAAGUUGUGUAAAUUU